Labrus mixtus (cuckoo wrasse) is the source of this 3180-nucleotide messenger RNA. It is a transcript of the gene slc49a4, whose product is annotated as solute carrier family 49 member 4. Lineage: Eukaryota; Metazoa; Chordata; Actinopteri; Labriformes; Labridae. Gene Ontology annotation, biological process: transmembrane transport. Bases 84 to 1472 code for a protein of 462 amino acids. The transcript has 10 exons. The record is from RefSeq and is a predicted model, not a curated record. Gene Ontology annotation, cellular component: intracellular membrane-bounded organelle; membrane. Gene Ontology annotation, molecular function: transmembrane transporter activity.
GGCGGAGGGGGGUUGAGACGUGAAUUUGUCGUUGUUAGUACAGCAAUUAAACUUGACUUUUUCCAGCGAAACAGGCGGCUACAAUGCCUCGGAGCAACGAGGCCGAAAGGCAGCCGCUUAUCGUCCCUUCUAAUGGUGAAACACUUACUCGGCCAGUACACAGCCGAGUGUACAAGAGAAGAUGGCUGGUUCUGAUACUGUUCUGCUUGCUGGGACUACUACAGGGGAUGGUGUGGAACUUCUGGGGUCCCAUCCAGGUCUCGGCCGGUCACGCUUACGGCUUCACCAAGGCAGACAUCGCGGUUCUGGUGCUGUGGAGCCCGCUGGGUUUCCUUCCCUUCUUCCUGUUUAUGUGGUUAAUGGAUAAAAAAGGUCUACGGUCAUCCCUCCUCCUCUCCGGGUUCUUCAUGCUGUUUGGAGCGGUUCUGAGGUCCAUCCCAAUUUCAGAGCCGCAACUCAGACGAUGGUUCAUUCAUGGAGGUCAGUUUAUGAACGGUUUAGCGGGCCCUACCAUAAUGAGCGCCGGCCCCUUCCUCUCCACCACGUGGUUCGCCCCCGACCAGAGAGCCACUGCGACCGCCGUGGCCUCGCUCUUCGCUCACCUCGGAGGCGCCGCUUCCUUCGUGAUCGGACCUCUGAUCGUGCCGUCCCCCAAUGAAACGGACUCGGGAACCAUACUAGAGGAGCCACUUCCAGACAGCACCAUCCGGUCCCGGAUCCAGCUGGUUAUGUAUACAGAGUUGGCUGCAAUAGCCUUGGUGUAUGCAACAGUUGUGCUCUAUUUCCCGUCGCGCCCACCGAUACCUCCCAGUGUGGCCGCUGCAAGCCAGAGACUCAACUACAGGAACAGCAUGUACAGACUUUUCAGAAACUACCGGUUCCUGAUGUUAGCGCUGGCCUAUGCGGUCCCCAUGGGCGUGCUGUCCGGCUGGGCGGGAGUCCUCGACAUGUUGCUCACGCCAGCUAAAGUCAACCAGGUGGACGCAGGUUGGAUUGGAUUCUGGUCAAGUGUUGGUGGAUGUGUGUUUGGAGUAGCAAUGGCCAGGUUCGCAGACUCUAUCCGGGGGAUGCUGAAACUGAUCCUUGUGCUGUUGAUGGCUGGAGCCUCACUGUCCUCUACCUGGUUCACUCUCACCUGUCUGUGCAGAGUUACUCACCUCCCCUCCACUGCAGCCAUCCUCUACACCUCCUGCAUCCUGGUGGGCAUUUUCAUGAACAGCAGCGUGCCGAUAUUCUUCGAGCUCUUCAUCGAGACCGUGUACCCGGUCCCUGAAGGCAUCACCUGCGGAGUGGUCACUUUCCUAGCCAACCUGUUCUGCGGCCUGCUCCUUUUCUUCCUCACCUUUUACAGCACAGACCCGACGUGGGUGAACUGGUGUCUCGCCAGCUCGUGUGUCUUCAGCCUCAUCGUCAUCCUCUUCUUCAGGGAGUCCUACGACCGUCUCUACCUGGACGUCUUCGUCUCCGUGUGAUGCUGCUAACAGAAAAAAAACAAAAAUGAUGCAAACACGACGACUUGAUAACACUGGACUGAGUUGUAACUAUUCUUGCACAAAGUCGAGGAGAAAAGGGAGAAGAAAGGAAAGUGGAAGGGCCACUUCCUUUUGAAGGUGUAAGAUUUUAGGAUCUUUAUGUACAUAUUUCAAGUGGUGGUGAUGGAUAGCUUGUUCUGUGGCUGCCGAGAAGAACCAAGACUUGAUUUGACAACGAUGUUUACUCCAAUGGUCGAUCGGCUCGAUGCCACAUGACUGCACAACACUGUCACUACCUGAUUUCAUUUGUCUGUCAUUGUUUGUUUGUAAACAAGUGUUGUGAACGGUUUGAUUUCCUAACCAGACGCAGCAUGACGGACUGUUAGUAGUUACUGUUUACAGAUGAUUUAAUAUUUAAGGUUCUUAGUGUCGACCCCCUUUAUCGCUGCUCGUGUUGACUUACUGUGAUCGUGUUUUAAAUAACUGACUCAAAGCUGUACUGACUCCAGCUCCGCAGGGAGUGUCGCCCCAUAACAAGGAAGCCUAAAGGACAGCUUCUUCAGCCAAUCAGCGGGCCUGGCUGAGCUGAGGCGGGGCUUAACGACGGCGUGUUAGUGCCGAGGCUGAGACACAGGUACUUCUAAUCUGAUAUAACACCACCACGAACCUUAUGCAAAAACGAUCCUCCACAUUGAUGAUUGGAUGUGGGCCAGACAUGUUGGCUGGGAUUUGAUGAUGAAUCUGAUCGUUUUUUGUUUUUUUUGUUAUGAUCAAAGAACUGUUCAUGUGCAAGAAGCUGAGCUGUUGCCCUCUCGGAUUUAAGAGGGCGUUCAGCCUAUUUAUGAUUAAUUGUGUCAAAUUGCAGACGAUUUUCUUUUUAAUCAAACCUUAAUGAUGUUUUGUUUCAUUUUUUACUGUUUUUAAAUCUGUUUUCCUCAGCGGCCUGCCAGUAUUUAUUGGAUACGUCUCUACACUAACAUAUUUAACACUUAUUUUCACCGGAAAACGAUGUUUAGUGACGGUUUUCCGCCGCCGCAGAGGCACACCUAGGGAGAUCAUUUUAUUCUACAGGCAUUAGGAUUAUGUUACGUUGUACUGUCAAAGGCUGCUCCUCCUCCAAACCACCAGCAGGGGUCUCUGCGCCAACUUGAAAGUUUACUGACAAAAAACCUGACAGAAAAUGGAAAGGCGGUUGGAGUUUCUUGGAUUCCUUUACUGACGAAACUGAAGAUCUGAUAAAACAAAAAGCCUCAGAUCUGGAGGGACUAAAUCACAAAAAAAAAAAAAAAAACAUAAAGGCAAAUGAAAAACACUUGAAGACAGAUUUGUUGUUUGACUUGUCGAUGUUUUUUCUGCGUCUUUGUCCUGCACAGUGUUGUAAUGUGUUUCCCUCUGGGGUUGGAGAUGUUUUCUCUUAUUUUUUACUCUCCUUGUACAGAAAAAAAAAAAAAAAGGUUGUCUUUUACCUUUCGACAUGUUGCCUUAAUUGCCCGGUGCAGUGCGUUCAACCUCCCUCUCCUCCACACUGUGACUACUUUGUCAGUGUAUGUUGUUAAAGGUCAUGUUCUCCCCUUCUGCAGCACACACUCUGUGGCUUUACCAUGGCUUUGGGUUUUAAAUGUCUUUGUUCUGUGGUAAGGAUGAAGAGCAAAUGUGACUGUUUUAAAUUUUUCCAGCACCUUAUUAAAAACAAACAUUUUAAGAAUAA